Molecule: messenger RNA, 1320 nt
Organism: Aphanomyces astaci
Lineage: Eukaryota; Oomycota; Saprolegniomycetes; Saprolegniales; Verrucalvaceae
Exons: 1
Coding region: 1-1320 (439 amino acids)
Biological process (GO): proteolysis
Molecular function (GO): serine-type endopeptidase activity
Source: RefSeq, a predicted model, not a curated record
AUGAACGUUCUGUUCGCCUUGUCUGCUCUCUUUGCUGCCUCCACGACCAUCGUCGCCGAAGAUAGAGUUGUCGGCGGCGUCGAAGCUGCAGUUGGCCAGCACCUGUACGUGUCCGGAUUUCGCAAAACCGAGACGGGGGCUUCUUCGUGCGGGUCCAGUUUGAUCGCCCCCGACGUCGUAUUGACCGCCGCCCAUUGCACUGGAAGAGGCUACGAGUUUGUGUCGAUCGGGUCGCAUUACAAUUCCGGCACCAAAGACGGCGAACGCAUCAAAGUCAAGCAAUUCAUCAACCACCCUAAGCACAACGCCGUAACCAGGAGCUACGACUUUGCCGUCUUGAUCUUGGAACAACCAUCCAAGUUCCCUCCGGUCCAGGUCUCGUUCGACACAAUGGCGCCUGGCACCCCUAUGAUUUUGCGCGGGUGGGGCCGUACGAUUUCGGGUGGACCUGUUUCCCAAUCGCUAAUGGAAGUCGGCGUGGAUUCCAUCAGCAACGACCAAUGUGCAAAGGUGUUGGCCCCACACACCGUGAACGAAGCCAUGCUGUGUGCGGGCGGCAAGUUGGGCGAAGAUUCGUGCCAAGGCGACUCUGGUGGACCGUUGACGGUGGAAUCGAACGGGUCUGUCCAGUUGGUGGGUGUGGUCAGCUGGGGCGUCGGCUGUGGCAACCUGGGCAAUCCUGGCGUGUACAGCCGCAUCUCGAUCGCCCGCGACUUCAUUGAACCCUUCAUCACCACGUCCCCCGCCACUGGCUCUAAUACCACCAACCAUUCUGCCAGCCCCAUGACCCCUACUGCGGUCCCGAUUACCACGACCCCAACCAUGGCUCCUAUCACCACUGCCGAAGUACCUAUUACCACGACCCCAACCAUGGCUCCUAUCACUACUGCCGAAGUACCUACAGUGGCCCCCACAGUCACCCAUUCUGCCAGCCCCAUGACCCCUACUGCGGUCCCGAUUACCACGACCCCAACCAUGGCUCCUAUCACCACUGCCGAAGUACCUAUUACCACGACCCCAACCAUGGCUCCUAUCACUACUGCCGAAGUACCUACAGUGGCCCCCACAGUCACCCAUUCUGCCUGUUCCACGACCCCUACUGCGGUCCCGAUUAACCCGACCCCAACCAUGGCUCCUAUCACCACUGCCGAAGUACCUACUGUGGCCCCCACAGUCACCCCUACGACUGCCUCGCCGUCCAAGUGCAAUGGCUGCUCUACCUGCUUCUACCCUACGCUGAACCACUGCUUCCCCCCUGCAUACACCAAGCCGACCUGUGCCACGUUCGCGAGUUUGGGGGCGUUCUGGUGCGGCAACUAG